Antechinus flavipes (yellow-footed antechinus) is the source of this 7111-nucleotide messenger RNA. RefSeq names its product dedicator of cytokinesis 6 (gene DOCK6). Gene Ontology annotation, biological process: small GTPase-mediated signal transduction; positive regulation of GTPase activity. NCBI's taxonomy places the organism in Eukaryota, Metazoa, Chordata, Mammalia, Dasyuromorphia, Dasyuridae. Gene Ontology annotation, cellular component: cytosol. Gene Ontology annotation, molecular function: guanyl-nucleotide exchange factor activity. The record is from RefSeq and is a predicted model, not a curated record. The transcript is spliced from 50 exons. Bases 83 to 6427 code for a protein of 2114 amino acids.
GUGCAGCAGCUGGGGCGGCUGCGAGCGCGGAGCCGCGGGUGGACUGACGGACCGACGAGCGGCGCCUCUCCCCCGCGCCCCCAUGGCGGCCUCCGAGCGCCGCGCCUUCGCGCACAAGAUCAACAGGACGGUGGCGGCCGAAGUCAGGAAGCAGGUGUCCCGCGAGUACGGCGGCUCCCCCCAGCUCUGCAAGAGGAGAAGCGGCUCCCAGCAGGUUGUGCCCCUGACGGAGGUCGUGGAGCCCCUGGACCUGGAGGAGUUCCUGCUGAACCACCCUCUGGAUGCGGAGCCCGGCCCGCUGCGAGACCUCAUGGAGUUCCCGGCCGACGACCUGGAGCUGGUGCUGCAGGCCCGCGAGUGCCGGACCACAGAGCCCGGGAUCCCAGAAGAGGGGAAACUGGACGCUCGGGUGAGAGACGCCAUCGAAACCUACACUGAGGACUGGGUCAUCGUGCGCAGGAAGUACCAGAACCUGAGUUCAUCAUACAGUCCCAGCACCUCCGAGAGGCAUCGAGAGCGGCAGAAAAGCCUGAGUCGACAAGUCUUUGAGAUGGAUUCAGCUGCAGAUGAGAGGCUGGCCUCUGAGGACUUGGAUGACCUGAAGCACUGCUCGGCCUCCCUGGACGACACACCCCGGGGGAGCUGGGCCUCCAACAUCUUCGACCUGAAAAACUCUGCUGCGGACUCGCUGCUGCCCUCCCUGCUGGAGCACACAGCGCCCGAGGAGAUCGACCGCAGGAACGAGGAGCUCCGGAGGCAGAACCGGCCCCGCGACCUCUUGGCCCUGUACCCCGCCCCGGACGAGGAUGAGGCUGUUGAGCGUUGCAGUGUCCCAGAGCCCCCCAAAGAACACUUUGGGCAGAGAAUCCUGGUCAAAUGUCUGUCUCUCAAGUUUGAGAUAGAAAUCGAGCCCAUCUUUGGAAUCCUUGCCCUGUACGACGUCAGGGAAAAGAAGAAGAUCUCAGAAAAUUUCUACUUUGACCUGAACUCUGACCACAUGAAGGGACUGCUCCGGGCCCAUGUGGCACACCCAGCCAUCUCCACCCUGGCGCGCUCUGCCAUAUUUUCCAUCACCUACCCCUCCCCAGACAUCUUCCUGGUCAUUAAGCUGGAGAAAGUCUUGCAGCAAGGGGACAUCGGUGAGUGCUGUGAGCCUUACAUGGUCAUGAAGGAGUCAGAUGCUGCGAAGAACAAGGAGAAGCUGGAGAAGUUACGUCACGCAGCCGAGCAGUUCUGCAGCCGUCUGGGCUGCUACCGCAUGCCCUUUGCCUGGACCGCCGUGCAUCUGGCCAACAUUAUCAACAGUGCUGGCUCCACGGACCGAGAUUCCUCCGACUCUGAGAGCGAGCGGAAGUCCACUUGGAAUGAGAGGAAGAGGAAGGCCUUUGAGCGGGCCAGCCUUGGGGAUGAUUCCUGUAGCUUCUCUAACUUUCGCCCAGCUACCCUGACCGUUACUAACUUCUUCAAACAGGAGGGAGACCGCCUGAGCGAUGAAGAUUUGUACAAGUUCCUGGCAGAUAUGAAGAGACCGUCCUCUGUGCUACGGAGGCUUCGGCCUGUCACAGCCCAGCUUAAGAUCGACAUCUCUCCAGCCCCUGAGAACCCCCACUUCUGCCUGUCCCCAGAGCUGCUGCAUGUGAAGCCAUACCCCGACCCCCGUGGUCGCCCCACCAAAGAGAUCCUGGAGUUUCCAGCCCGGGAGGUCUAUGCCCCCUUCACCAGCUACAGAAACCUGCUAUAUAUCUACCCCCACAACCUCAACUUCAGCAGCCGCCAGGGCUCGGUCAGGAACAUCGCCAUCAAAGUGCAGUACAUGGCAGGGGAGGACCCCGGCCAGGCUCUGCCGGUGAUAUUUGGGAAGUCCAGCUGCAGCGAGUUUUCCCGAGAGGCCUACACAGCCGUGGUGUAUCACAGCAAGUGCCCCGAGUUCUACGAGGAGUUCAAGGUGCAGCUCCCAGCCAACGUGACCGAGAACCACCAUCUGCUGUUCACAUUCUAUCACAUCAGCUGCCAGCCCCGGCCCAGCACCCCUCUGGAAACCCCCGUGGGCUACACCUGGAUUCCCCUCCUGCAGCACAGCCGCUUGAGGACGGGCCCCUUCUGUCUGCCUGUGUCCGUGGAUCGGCCGCCCCCCAGCUACUCGGUGCUCACCCCCGAUGUCGCCCUCCCCGGCAUGCGGUGGGUGGAUGGCCACAAGGGCGUGUUCAGCGUGGAGCUGGCGGCCGUGUCCUCCGUGCACCCGCAGGACCCCCACCUGGACAAGUUCUUCACACUGGUCCACGUCUUAGAGGAGGCGUCCUUCCCCUUCCGCCUGAAGGACGUGAUCCUGAGCGAGAACAACGUGGAGGCGGAGCUGAAGAGCAGCGUGGGGGCCCUGCGGCUGGCCAGCCCCGAGCCCCUCGUCGCCUUCUCCCACCACGUGCUGGACAAGCUCAUCCACCUCAUCGUGCGGCCCCCCGUCAUCGGCGGCCAGAUCGUGAACCUGGGCCGCGGGGCCUUCGAAGCCAUGGCCCUCGUGGUCAGCCUUAUCCACAAGAGCCUGGAGGGAGCCCAGGACCAGAGGGGCCACAGCCAGCUGCUGGCCGCCUACAUCCACUACGCCUUCCGCCUGCCGGGCCCUGAGCCGGGCCCCCCGGGGGUGCCGCCUCCGCCCCCCGUGCAGUGUGCUACCCUGUCCCGGGCCCCGGGCCGGCCCUCCAGCCUCCACCUGUCACGCUCCAAGAGCAUCAGCAGCAGCAACCCGGAUCUGGCCUCCUCCCCCUGCUCUCCGGACGAGGAGGUCACCCGCAUCCUGGCCUGCAAGGGUGUGGACCGCUCUCACUCCUGGGUGAAUUCUGCUUAUGCCCCCGGGGGCAGCAAGGCCGUCCUGCGGCGGAUUCACCCCCACUACAGCGCUGACCUCAAACAGGCCGUGGAUCGAGGUCCUAACCGAGCUUCCUCCUAUCUCGAGGGCUCCUCGUCCCUGCCGGCGACCUCCCAGCCAAGACCCACUGGGAGGAAGCUGCUGCACGAGGAGCUGGCCCUGCAGUGGGUGGUGAGCGGCAGCGCCGUCCGGGAGGCCGUCCUGCAGCAUGCCUGGUUCUUCUUCCAGCUCAUGGUAAAAAGCAUGUCCUUGCACUUGGUGCUGAGUGAGCGUCUGGACACUCCGCGGAAGCUGCGCUUCCCAGGCCGUUUCAUGGACGACAUCUCCGCUCUGGUCAACUCGGUGGGGCUGGAGGUCACCGCCCGCAGCCACAAGGACUCGGAGCUGGCGGAGCGGCUCAACGCCAGCCUGGCCUUCUUCCUCAGUGACCUCCUGUCCCUGGCGGACCGGGGCUUUGUAUUCCUCCUCAUCAGGGCCUAUUACAAGCAGGUGGCCACUCGCCUGCAGACCUCCCCCAACCCCAACGGGCUGAUCACCCUGCGCAUGGACUUCACCAGGAUCCUCUGCAGCCACGAGCACUACGUGACCCUGAACCUGCCCUGCAGCCCCAUCUCCCCCCCGGCCUCCCCCUCGCCCUCCGUCUCCUCAGCCACCUCCCAGAGCUCGGCCUUCUCCAGCCACGUCCAGGACCCCAAGGUGAUCAGCAUGUUCGAGCUCUCGGGCUCCUUUCGGCAGCAGCACUUCCUGGCCGGGCUUCUGCUGACCGAGCUGGCCCUGAUUCUGGAGCCCGAGGCCGAGGGGGUGUUCUUCCUGCACAAGAAGGCCAUCAGCGCCGUGCACAGCCUGCUGUGCAGCCACGACGCCGACGCCCGCUACGCCGAGCCCGAGGUCAAGGCCCGCGUGGCCCAGCUCUACCUGCCGCUGCUCACCCUGGUCCUGGACACGCUCCCCCAGCUGCAUGACUUCUCAGAGAGCAGCGGGCAGCGCUCCCGGCUGGCCUCCAUGGCCGAGGUGGACACGGACAUGGAUGGGAGCAGCACCAUCAGCCCCUCCGUGGCCAUGGCGAUCGCGGGGAACCCCCUCCCCCCGGGUCCGCGACCCAGCCUCCCCCUGGGGCCUCCGGCUCCCCCCCGCACAGUUAGCCCCCUGGCAGCAGACACGAGCCGGACCCUGCUGAUCUGUGCGCUGUGGGUGCUGAAGAACGCCGAGCGUGGACUCCUGCAGCACUGGACCAGUGACCUGGGGCCCGCACAGCUGGUCCGCCUGCUGGACCUCCUGCACCUUUGCACAUCCUGCUUUGAAUACAAGGGGAAGAAGGCCUUUGAACGGAUCAACAGCCUCACUUUCAAGAAGUCACUGGAUAUGAAAGCUCGCCUAGAGGAGGCUAUUCUGGGAAACAUUGGGGCCCGGCAAGAGAUGGUGCGUCGCAGUCGGGAGAGAAGCCCAUUCGGGAACCAGGAGAACGUGAGGUGGAGAAAGAACGUCACACACUGGAAGCAGACCUCAGACAGGGUGGACAAAACCAAGGAUGAGAUGGAGCACGAAGCCCUCGUCGAUGGGAACCUGGCCACGGAGGCCAACCUCAUCGUCCUGGACACCCUGGAGGUCAUAGUGCAGACAGUGAUCUUGUCAGAGGCCAAGGAGGGCCUCCUGGGGGCCGUGCUGAAGGUCCUCCUGCACAGCCUGGGCUGCACCCAGAGCGCCCUCUUCCUGCAACAUGGCCUGGCCACCCAGAGGGCCCUCGUGUCCAAGUUCCCCGAGCUGCUGUUUGAGGAGGACACGGAGCUGUGCGCAGACCUCUGCCUCAGGCUGCUUCGCCACUGCAGCAGCCGGGUCACCGCCAUCCGCACCCACGCCAGCGCCUCCCUCUACCUCCUCAUGCGCCAGAAUUACGAGAUCGGAAACAACUUUGCCCGGGUGAAGAUGCAGGUGACGAUGUCCUUAUCGUCCCUCGUGGGGACGACGCAGAAUUUCAACGAGGAGCACCUGCGGCGCUCACUGAAGACCAUCCUCACCUACGCCGAGGAGGACCUGGAGCUGCGGGACAGCACCUUCGCCGAGCAGGUCCAGGAUCUUAUGUUCAACCUGCACAUGAUACUGACGGACACCGUGAAAAUGAAGGAGCACCAGGAAGACCCGGAGAUGCUCAUUGAUCUCAUGUACAGGAUUGCCCGUGGGUACCAGGGCUCCCCAGACCUUCGCCUAACGUGGCUUCAGAACAUGGCCGGCAAGCACGCGGAAAGGGGGAACCACGCCGAGGCGGCGCAGUGCUUCGUCCACGCGGCAGCCCUGGUGGCCGAGUACCUGGCCCUGCUGGAGGACAGCCGCCACCUGCCCGUGGGCUGCGUCACCUUCCAGAGCAUCUCGUCCAAUGUCCUGGAGGAGUCGGCGAUCUCCGAUGACAUCCUUUCCCCCGACGAGGAGGGCAUCUGCUCCGGCAAGCACUUCACGGAGCUGGGGCUGGUGGGGCUGCUGGAGCAGGCGGCCACCUCCUUCACCAUGGGUGGGCUGUACGAGGCGGUGAAUGAGGUCUACAAGAUCCUCAUCCCCAUCCUGGAGGCCCAUCGAGACUAUAAGAAGCUGGCCGUGGUCCACGGGAAGCUGCAGGAGGCCUUUACCAAGAUCAUCCACCAGAGCUCUGGUUGGGAGCGCAUGUUUGGAACCUAUUUCCGCGUUGGCUUCUACGGCUCCCGUUUUGGGGAUUUAGAUGAGCAGGAGUUUGUAUACAAGGAGCCAUCGAUCACCAAACUUGCUGAGAUUUCCCACCGGCUUGAGGAAUUCUACUCGGAGCGUUUUGGGGAUGAUGUGGUUGAGAUCAUCAAAGAUUCUAACCCUGUGGACAAAGCCAAGCUGGAGCCCCACAAAGCCUACAUCCAGAUCACCUACGUGGAGCCCUACUUUGACACUUACGAGCUGAAAGACCGAGUGACCUACUUCGACAAGAACUACGACCUCCGCACCUUCCUGUUCUGCACGCCCUUCACGGCCGACGGCCGGGCCCACGGGGAGCUCCGCGAGCAGCGCAAGCGCAAGACGCUCCUGAGCACGGCCCACGCCUUCCCCUACAUCAAGACCCGAAUCAAUGUCGUCCACAAGGAGGAGACCGUGCUGACACCCGUGGAGGUGGCCAUCGAGGACAUGCAGAAGAAAACGAGGGAGCUCGCCUUCGCCACCGAGCAGGAGCCGCCCGACGCCAAGAUGCUCCAGAUGGUGCUCCAGGGCUCCGUGGGGCCCACUGUGAACCAGGGUCCCCUGGAAGUAGCCCAAGUGUUUCUGGCUGAGAUCCCUGAGGACCCCAAACUCUUUCGGCACCACAACAAGCUCCGUCUUUGUUUUAAGGACUUCUGCAAGAAGUGUGAGGACGCUCUGCGGAAGAACAAGUCCCUGAUUGGCCCUGACCAAAAGGAGUACCACCGGGAGCUGGAGAGGAACUACAGCCGCCUGAAGGAGGCCUUGCAGCCUUUGCUGACUCAGCGCAUCCCCCAGCUGUUCGCCCCCCUGGCCUCGGGCCCCAGCCCCAGGAACUCUUUGAACAGAACAAGUUUCAGAAAAUUUGAAGGCUGAUUGAAAAGGAUGCCAAAGGACUGUAGCCAGCCCAGUGGGUCUGGGACCCUUGCACACACAGUGGAGGCCUGGCCUGGGGUGGCUCCCCUCCCCCCCAUCCGGCCACUCUGGUGCUUUUGUCUUCCAUGCCCCUCACCCUGGUCCCCUCUGGCACUGUGCCCAGUUGGGGGAGAAGGGGUCUACACUUGUGUUUACGUUUUCCUUUUUUUUUUUUUUUUUAAUUUAAAGUGACUUUUCAAAAAAAAUCAUCCAGUGAGCAUGAUUCCUCUCUUAAAAGGGGUUGGUUCGGGGGCAGCUUCUUGCCGGGGAGACUACUUGUAUGUCACACCUUCAGCUCCAAGCGCCCAGCCGGGAGGGGGGGGGAGCGGGUCCAAGUCGGUGGGGGGUUGGGGCGGGAGGCAGGCGCCCCUUCCUGCCAGCUGGACCCGGCUUGGAGAAAAGAAGAGGGGCACAGUGGGGCACUGGGCCCUCCCUCCGGUUGGGUUGGGAUGUUUGGAGAUGUUUUGGUAACUGUCUCAACGCCGCCUUCCCCACCCUGACAGCUGGCCCGCUGUGGAUAAGGAAGGAGAGAGAUGCACGAGUACGAGGGUGUUAUCGCCCUUUGGAGAGGGUGCAAGUUCUGGCAGAACCCCAAGAUGCCCCGACAUUACGCCCUACACCCUCCAGGAAGGGCUAGCGGCGGAG